This is a messenger RNA of Epinephelus fuscoguttatus (brown-marbled grouper), 1946 nucleotides long. It is a transcript of the gene yif1b, whose product is annotated as Yip1 interacting factor homolog B (S. cerevisiae). The coding region runs from base 120 to 1028 and encodes 302 amino acids. The record is from RefSeq and is a predicted model, not a curated record. Gene Ontology annotation, cellular component: endoplasmic reticulum-Golgi intermediate compartment; Golgi membrane; COPII-coated ER to Golgi transport vesicle. NCBI's taxonomy places the organism in Eukaryota, Metazoa, Chordata, Actinopteri, Perciformes, Serranidae. Gene Ontology annotation, biological process: endoplasmic reticulum to Golgi vesicle-mediated transport. The transcript has 8 exons.
ACUUCCGUGUAAAACUUAUGAAUGACUCCAACUUCUCUGUGUAGCUUGUCAACUGAUAGCAACCGCAUCUCAGUGGAGUUGGUUUACUGACGGCUACCGGCUCCAGCAAGUCAGUCCAAAUGGAUUACACAGCAAAUCAGAGCGGGUUCAGACAGCGUAAGUUACAGCCUAAUAUGCGUCUCAGGAAUAGUUCAGUGGAUGGGUCAGAUGGCAGCCAGCUGUUUGAGGAUACGAGUGGAACAGGGUACAGUAAUCCGCCAGCCGGGCCUCAAGCAGCAGGAUUUCCUGCCCAGUCCAUCCUGUCAGACCCCAUGUCUAACCUGGCUAUGGCAUAUGGCAGCUCACUGGCGUCCCAGGGAAGGGAAAUGGUGGACAAGAAUCUGGACAGGUUCAUCCCUAUUUCUAAGCUGAAGUAUUACUUUGCUGUGGACACAGUGUAUGUGGGGAAGAAGCUGGGCCUCCUGGUUUUCCCUUACAUGCAUGAGAACUGGGAGGUGAGUUACCAGCAGGACACUCCUGUGGCUCCACGCUUUGAUGUGAACGCUCCUGAUCUCUACAUUCCCACCAUGGGCUUCAUCACGUACGUCCUGGUGGCUGGCCUGGCCCUCGGCACACAGAACAGGUUUUCUCCGGAGCUGCUGGGAGUUCAGGCCAGCUCAGCGUUGGUGUGGCUGAUCAUAGAAGUCCUGGCAGUGCUGCUGUCGCUCUACCUUGUGACCGUGAACACCGACCUCACGACCAUAGACCUGCUGGCCUUCUCUGGCUACAAAUAUGUUGGGAUGAUCGUAGGGGUAGUAGCAGGCCUGAUGUUUGGGAAGCCAGCGUACUAUCUCUCUCUGCUGUGGUGCUGUGCUGCCAUCUUUGUCUUUAUGAUCCGCACCUUGCGUCUGAAGCUGCUAUCCGAGGCAGCGGCGGAGGGGAGGUUGGUGAGAGGAGCCAGGAACCAGCUGAGGAUGUACCUCACCAUGUCAAUAGCAGCAGCACAACCCAUCUUCAUGUACUGGCUCACCUACCAUCUCAUUAGAUAAAACCCACACACUCACUGUGCAGAAGAUGAACUUGGCUCUCCGAACGCCAUCUCACCCCCUUAAACAAAACACACACAUCAAAGAAGCUGGACUUGUAUGAAACACAGCGGCCACAGUCACCUGGAUGAUAUCCCAUCAUGUUCCCAGACAUAAAGACAGACUCACAAGACUCGCUCCAUGUACGCAUGGAACAUGCUACGAAACGAUUAGGAGAGGAUGUGAGGCAUUACGGCCUUGUCUCUCACAGCACAGCCCUGUGACAUUUGUGUUGCCUUUUUUUGUCUUUUUUGUUUUAUGUCAUGUCUUCAGAAACGUGUAGCAAGAGCAAGUGGCUUUAAGUUGUUUUUCUAUACUGUGUAAUUAUUUGUUAAUUUUGUUUUUUAGGACUAUUUAAGUAUGUAUGUAUGUGUAUAGCAAAAGUAUUAUCACAGACGUUGCUCUGGUCUGAUAUCUCAUGCGAUUUUUCUGAGCCGACUGUAAAGAUAAAGCACACUAACCUCACUCAACCGUCCAUUUAAUGACGAGAACAAAAGUCAAAUCCAGGUUUAAAACGAUCAACUGGCUCUGUUUCCACUAAUGUUUGUUUCAUGGCUUAGAGAAAUAUCUGUCCUCAUUUAUCCGGAGACGAGGGUAAUGUACAGUAACUGGUGUGUAAGUGUGGGUGCAGCAUCACCUCCAUUUUAUGUUUAAUCUUUUUGUAUGAGCUUUGAUACAUGUUUGAGCUUUGCUGCCUGACAACUCUUGAAUAGAAAUAUCGACUGUGUGUAAGCCGUGAUGCGAGGGUGGGGACGUUGCUAUGAAAUGUUGAAUUGACUUUGAUAUCCUUUUAAAAAAAACGAGUAAAUUAUUUACUGCUUUUCAUAUUGAAAGUCAGACGGAAUAAAGAAAGGGAAGAGAUGGGAUGGUUUGCCCUGUGAA